CACCACGCUUACCAUCUCGAAACCACAUUCACGACUCUUCCACGAACCGACCAACACCCCCACGACACACCUCCGACCGCAUACCACCUCCGACCGAAGCUCCCAGCUGACGCCGAUCACUUCCGCCUGAAAUUGCCUCCUGCUCUCUACUACAAUCACAAUGGCCUCUAGCAAUGCCGACGGCGGUCUCUACGACCCAUACGUCAAGCGUGGUGCCGAGGAGGGCGACGCCAGCAACGCGCGCACCCAGGGUCUCCAGCGUGAAAUCGACGGCGCCGUGCAAACGAUGCAAAACAACAUCCACAAGAUCUCGGAGCGCGGCGAGCGGCUCGAUAACCUGCAGGACAAGACGGACCACCUGUCGACGCAGGCCAACAGUUUCCGCCGGGGCGCCAACCGCGUGCGCAAGCAGAUGUGGUGGAAGGACAUGAAGAUGCGCAUGUGCAUCAUCGUGGGCAUCAUCAUCUUGCUGGUCAUCAUCAUUGUGCCGAGUGCGAUCUACGGCAGCAAGAACUAG
Molecule: messenger RNA, 517 nt
Organism: Zymoseptoria tritici IPO323
Lineage: Eukaryota; Fungi; Ascomycota; Dothideomycetes; Mycosphaerellales; Mycosphaerellaceae
Exons: 3
Coding region: 161-517 (118 amino acids)
Biological process (GO): vesicle-mediated transport; vesicle fusion
Cellular component (GO): plasma membrane; SNARE complex
Molecular function (GO): SNAP receptor activity; syntaxin binding
Source: RefSeq, a predicted model, not a curated record